UUUAAAACAAGAAAAUUUACUAUUGUUAAUAAUUUAAUACUAUAAAAAAAAAAAAUUAAGUCCGUCCCUGCAUAUAUACCUCAGAUGUGCUUUAAAAAUGAAUAAUAAUUAAAUUUAGAAAAAGUUUAUAUCUGUAUAUAUAUACAUUUAAAAAAAAAAAAAACUAUAAUGAAUUCAACUUUCUAACACAGGUCAUGGACAAGUAAUAACGGUACACACGGGUCUUACAAAAUUACUUUCACUAAUAAGUGUAUUCGAAAUUUCCGACCGUUGUAACGGUUAUGAAUUCGAAAAAGAUUAACUCCCUUCCCCACUCUGGAUGGUAUGCACUUUCCUUUCUUCAAAUCUAAUAAAACGACAACGGCAGGGACAAGCCGAGAAGGAACUCUUCAAUGGGCUGUGUAUCAUCCAAACACUACAGGAAAGAUCUCAAGCAAGAGAUUAGAUUCGGCAAUGGAGACUACACUACAAGCCAUGUGGUUUCUCUCACUUCAAGCACUUAUGGAGUCCUCCAACUUGACAAACCAGAACAAUCACAAUCCGGCAAAGAGUGUGUGAUGGAGACGAAGAGAUCGUCGUCCGUUCGCGGGGAAGAAGCUCAGGUCAUCAUCAAUGCCUGGGAGCUCAUGGAAGGUCUCGAAGAGGGACUAGACCUGAUUCCGAUUCCUGUUCAGGUGAAGAAAAGCCCCAAAUCGAGACUUUUUCUUCAUGGGUUUGCAGAUAUUGACACCAGAAGAAGCCCAUUAAAGUUCUUGAACCAGAUGGGUGGUUCACCGAGGAAGAAGACGAAGAAAUUUGGAGGGAAAGAGAACAAGGGACGAGUCUUUGGCCACUACAGCCCAAAAAGGAUUCUGAACUUGAAGAUAUCGGUGAAAGGGUCUGCUAUUGAUACUAAUUCGCCGCGGAGUAGUACUUCGGGUCCCCUGUUUGAUCCAGAGCUUGUUGCAUCUCUCGAGAAAGAAAUGUCUGAAGGGGAGGAACAGAUCAAGAAAAUGGUUUCAACCACACCAAUGACCCAAAAAUCCAGAAUUUCCCGAGAUUGUUCCGAGUCCAUGCUCUCGUCUUUUGAGAAAAAAUGCCCGCCUGGAGGUGAAAAUGCGGUGGUGAUCUACACCACCACAUUGCGGGGGAUUAGGAAAACCUUUGAGGAAUGCAACAGUGCCCGAUCGAUCAUCGGAUCACACUACAUUCAAGUGUUUGAGCGGGAUGUGUCGAUGGACUCGGGGUUUAGGGAGGAACUGAGGGGACUAAUGGGGACAAAAGAGGUGAAAGUGCCCCUUGUGUUUGUGAAGGGAAGGCUGAUAGGUGGAGCUGAUGAAGUGGUGAGGUUGGAGGAGGAGGGCAAAUUGGGAAUUCUGUUCCGGGGCAUUCCGAGGGCACUCACCAGAGGCUGCGAAGGAUGUGCAGGUGUCCGGUUUGUGAUGUGCAUGGACUGCAGUGGGAGCUGUAAGGUUUUGGAUGAGGAUGGGAAGAACACAGUGAGGUGUGGUGAGUGCAAUGAGAAUGGGUUGAUUCAAUGCCCCAUAUGUUGCUGAUUCUCUGUUCACUUCUUUUGUGGACUGUGCGAGUGUGCGUGUGUGUCUUGUGAGGGCCGUGAGAAUAUGAGUUGGUUCAAUGCCCUGUUUGUUGUUAAUUAUAAGUUAACUUGUGUGGACUGUUGUGGUAUGGAGAGGGCAACCACAAUAUUCAAUGCCCUAUAUGUUUGUGCUGUGAGACUGACUAGGGAGAUUUGUUUGUGCCCCAUUAUUUUUGGUUGUGUCUCCUGUGGAGAUAGAACUAUCAGGGACUUUCUAUAUGGAAAGUGAUUCUAAUUGUAUCAAUUGCAGGCUUUUAUUUUCUACUAUUGCUUGUUUUCAUUUUAUUCUAUUUAAUUUCAAUGGCUAAAAAAAAAACGAAAAGAAAAAGGAAACACUUGAAACUCGAAUCACUUGGAGCUGGAAUGGAAAUUAGUCUUAAUAAUCCAUUUCCCACCUUUUAUUGGCCCUCACAGUCACAGGUAGGUAUUAUUACUUCACAUUUCUCAUAAUAAUUUUAGCAUUUCAAGGUUCAAACUUGUUCGUAUAUAAGUAAUAUUUUUUUUUGGGGGUGUAAAUUUGGAGGUCAGGUACAGAUAUAUCUAGGGUUCCUUAACCUUUUUGUUCUCUGUUUUAUUUUUAUUUUUAAUUUUCUUUAUUAUAUAUGAUUGGUGUUUUUCUUGUUACAGUUCAGUUGCAUGUAAAAAUUAGGGUUUUGUAUGACUCAUUUGCUUUCAGUAUGUCGCAAGUCACAACCAUGCAUAUAUAGACAUGUA
Messenger RNA from Cornus florida, 2290 nucleotides. RefSeq lists its product as uncharacterized. Bases 393 to 1535 code for a protein of 380 amino acids. The transcript has a single exon. Lineage: Eukaryota; Viridiplantae; Streptophyta; Magnoliopsida; Cornales; Cornaceae. The record is from RefSeq and is a predicted model, not a curated record.